UUGUUUAGUGUCUGUUCUUGUCUUGUCUGGCAACACACACCAACUCUGAUGAUCCAACUCGACGGUCCUGCAAAGAUUAAAAUGGAGAAAAAAGAAAAAAGGAAUAACAUAUUAAUAUAGGUCAUGGCAUAAUGAUUUCAGGGUGGCUCGUCUUUGUCGGAGCUGCUGCUGUCUUCACACUACAGGCUCGGUCUUGCCAGACCAACGAGUUCACCUUAAGUGACGGACAGUGCUGUCCGACCUGCAACGAAGGGAUGAAGGUUACAGAAGACUGCAUGAUAGAUUCAGGUACACGAUGCGGCCCAUGUGAGACGGGGACCUUCAUGAACAAACCCAGUGGACUGAAAUAUUGUUUUCCCUGCACGGUCUGUCACCUAGGUGACGGUCUCUUUGUCAAGGAGGAGUGCAAAAAAACAUCUGACACAGUCUGCGAGGCCUUAACCGGGUAUUUCUGCAGAAGUUACUCAGAUGACACAGGAUGUAGUUUGGCAGACAAACACUCCAGUUGUAAAAGUGGACAGAGGAUAAAGGAAGCUGGAACGACCAGAAAUGACACGGUGUGUGAAGAUUGUCGACAGGGUUACUUUUCUUCGGAUGGUGUGAACUGCACCCUGUGGACGAAAUGCUCUGAAACUCAGAAACAAGUCAAAGCAGGAAGCUCGACCAGUGAUGUUGUCUGCAGUGAUGCAUCAAGAAACCAUCAUGUGUUGUUUGCACCUUUCAUCCUUUUCACAGUUACACUUGUGUUUCUAAUCAAAGGUAAGACCAGCGUGUAAAACUUUCAGAAGCGAUCCUUGAUCCUGCUAAACGUGUGCUGUGUGACUUCUGAAUGCUGCAUUGAAGCCCGUCCACGUAGUGCCUAGAGCCUUGAUGCUUUCAGACAUGAUGCCAGGCUUUCGUCGCUGAUUGUUCUGCAUAUGAUAUAACACACUGUCCACAAUAUCACGAUUCUAACAGGAACCAUCAAGUUACAUGCCAGCUUCUUUGAAUUUAAAGAUUUUAGAAUCUUUAAACUUUUUUUUUUU
This is a messenger RNA of Cololabis saira (Pacific saury), 1025 nucleotides long. RefSeq names its product tumor necrosis factor receptor superfamily member 14-like. Gene Ontology annotation, cellular component: external side of plasma membrane. The transcript is spliced from 7 exons. Gene Ontology annotation, molecular function: protein binding. The record is from RefSeq and is a predicted model, not a curated record. NCBI's taxonomy places the organism in Eukaryota, Metazoa, Chordata, Actinopteri, Beloniformes, Belonidae. The coding region runs from base 132 to 776 and encodes 214 amino acids. Gene Ontology annotation, biological process: positive regulation of T cell migration; defense response to Gram-positive bacterium; positive regulation of peptidyl-tyrosine phosphorylation.